GAAUAUCUUUAAGCCACUAAAUCCGUACUGUCUAUUCAAGUAUAAAAUUUGUCGUUUAUGAUAUCAUUUUAAAAACUCCUAAGAUAAAAGAAAAAUAAUGAAAUAUUGCUGAAGAAAUGCACUUCCGCUGAGACUCCAACGACUUCCGUUGUACUUCCGGGUGUGCACAUUGGUAGGAAUGGAGGAGUUUACCCGCUCCAUAUACUGUAGUAAAUAGAAGCGUUGGACAUUUACACAAUGAAGAUCGUCACCUGGAACAUAAAUGGCAUCAGGACUUUCAGAGGCGGCAUUAAAAAAGCUCUUGAUUCUCUGGAUGCGGAUAUUAUCUGUCUUCAGGAAACUAAAGUGACAAGAGACUUACUUGAUGAAAGAACGGCAAUUGUCGAUGGCUACAACUCCUAUUUCAGCUUCAGCCGAGGACGUAGCGGAUAUUCAGGGGUUGCCACUUACUGUAAGGACAGUGCCACUCCGUUUGCUGCUGAGGAAGGUCUCACAGGCCUGCUGACCAACCAUGAAGGUCCUGUCCGGUGUUACGGUGACCACACUGAGUAUUCUACUGAGGAAUUGCAGCUUUUAGACAAUGAAGGACGAGCCGUUAUCACACAACACAGAAUCAUGUGUCAGGACCAAGUGAAAACAGUUACUGUAAUCAAUGUGUACUGUCCACGAGCUGACCCUGAAAAACCAGAGAGAAAGCAAUUCAAACUGCAGUUCUACAAGUUGCUUCAAGGCCGGGCAGAAGCCAUUCUGAAAGACGGGAGCUAUGUGAUUGUUUUAGGUGAUAUAAACACAUCUCACCGGACGAUAGACCACUGUGACCCAAGUGACAUUGAUGAUUUUGAGGAGAACCCUGGGAGAAAAUGGUUAAACUGCUUUUUGCACAGUGACAAACAAGAAGAAGAAAGUACUGAUGAGGAAUAUAAUGAAGCAUACAAGCUGACUUCAACCCAUGAUGGAAAAUUUGUGGAUACCUUUCGUCAUUUCCAUCCAACUCGCACCAAUGCCUUCACUUGCUGGUCUACUCUCACUGGAGCACGACAGACCAACUAUGGCACACGUAUUGAUUAUAUAUUUGCUGAUUGUCAGCUUGCAGAAGAGCAGUUUGUGGCAGCAGACAUCAUGCCAGAAGUGGAGGGUUCAGACCACUGCCCUGUUUGGGGGCAACUGAGCUGCUCACUCCUACCCAGCUCCAAAAAUCCUCCACUUUGUACUCGAUUUCUGCCAGAGUUUGCUGGCAAGCAGCAAAAACUUUCCCGCUUCCUUGUUAAGAUGGACCAAAAAUCAAUUCAGUCAGAGCAGAGGAAUGAACUGCCUGGAUCUCAAGAGGAGGAAGAAAGAAGGGAGAAUUUAAACCCCUCUGGAGCAGGUAAAAAACGAGUCCUAACAGCAGAAUCAAUUAUCCCAAAGGGGAAAAAAACAAAGACAGCAAAGGCUGCUUCAAAGCCACAAGGAAGCCUUCUUACAUUUUUCAAACCUAAGAUCACAAAUGUUCUUCCUUCUACUGAAGCACCUGAAAGGCAAAAAAAUCUUGAUCAGGAUGAAGUCACCUCACCCCAAAACCCUUCAGUCAAAGGCAGUGUCACUAAAGAUGCUACACUUGUCCUGGAUGGUUCAGAGCAACUGUGCACCAGCAGCUACCCAAAGGACAAUGACCAAGGGACAAAAGUAAAAACUCCACAUUUAACAUCACAGCCUACUGUGGGGCCAUCAGAUACCAAGAAAGGAGCAUCCUCAGGGUUUUGGAAGUCACUGUUUCAUGGACCACCCCCACCGCCCCCGUGUAAGGUCCAUGGAGAACCAUGUGUGCUUCGUACUGUGAAAAAGGAGGGGCCAAACAUGGGCAGACAGUUCUUUGUGUGUGCCCGUCCUCAGGGACAUGCCUCCAAUCCGGAGGCUCGUUGUAAUUUUUUUGCGUGGGUUGACAAGGGCAAAUGAUAUAAGACUACUAAUUGUUUUUUAUAGUUAAACCUCUGAUACACAUGUCUUCUCAUUGCAGAUUUUUAUAGUGAUUCUGUGUUGUCUUAGCCAACUAAUAAAACAUCAUACUACACUGA
Molecule: messenger RNA, 2054 nt
Organism: Sphaeramia orbicularis (orbiculate cardinalfish)
Lineage: Eukaryota; Metazoa; Chordata; Actinopteri; Kurtiformes; Apogonidae
Gene: apex2
Product: APEX nuclease (apurinic/apyrimidinic endonuclease) 2
Exons: 6
Coding region: 238-1935 (565 amino acids)
Biological process (GO): base-excision repair
Cellular component (GO): nucleus
Molecular function (GO): DNA binding; endonuclease activity; double-stranded DNA 3'-5' DNA exonuclease activity
Source: RefSeq, a predicted model, not a curated record